UGUGGUAUUUGUGAGUUAUUUCACAAUAACUACCCCCUAUGAGGUAUUGACAAUAACUCAUUAAUGAGUUAUUUCAAAUUAACCCAAGUACAAAUAACUCAUCACCAAUUUUUGUAGACAAACGGGUUAUUUGCACCCAAAGUCUGGUCAAUUCUUUUGGGGUCGUUUGGAUGAGUUAUUCGUAUGAGUUGUUUGCACCCAAAUAACUCAUAUGAGUUAUUUACUUUCUUCAUGUUUAACAUCCUGGUCAAUUCUUUUAGGGUUCGUUUGGAUGAGUUAUUCGUAUGAGUUAUUUGUACCCAAAUAACAUAUGUGUUAUUUGUACCAUGUUAUUUGGGUACAAAUAACUCAUACGAAUAACUCAUCCAAACGACCCAAAUUGGGUUCGUUUGGAUGGGUUAAUUGUCAAUGUGGUAUUUGUAGAGUCAAAGAACUCAUUUAUUGUUCAUGUGGUAUUUCGAUGUUAUUUCAGUGGUAAUUGAAAUAAAGUAUCUCGUUUGGUUGAACCAUGCAAAUGUGGUAUUUGACAUGUGGUAUUUGGUAAAAGCAGAGUGAUAAAACGAGUUAUUUCGAAAUAACACAUGGGUAUAAGUUAUUUCAAAUAACUCGUUUUGAGUUAUUUGUAAAUAACUCAAUGUCCAAAUAACUCAUUUCAGUAAAACGCUAUCAAACGAGUUAUUUGCGUCCAAAUAGCUCAUUGUGAGUUAUUUGAACCCAAAUAACUCAUACAAAUACUCCAUCCAAACGACAAGAAUUUACCAGAAUGUUAAACAUGAAGAAAGUUCACACACCAGACAAUAGUUCAAUAUACUUAAUUCUAAUAGGGUUAAUAGCAUAUUAUGCCCCUCUACUAUUGUAAGUUAACAAUCAUACCCUUCUAUUAUUUUUUUGCACUUUCGUGCCCCUUUAUUAUUGUAACGUAACAAACAUACCUGAUAUGAUCCCAAUUGGAUCAAUCUACAAGUCACAAUUACUUGCCAAAGAAGCCAUAUCACCUCCCAUGAAAAAUUCUGAUUUUUGGUCAAGUGUUGAAACAGUUUCAGGUAGCCUACUUUGGAAGCUUGUAUCUCACAAAUGGCUCAAUGGAAAUUGGAGAUCAAGAGUUCUUUUUGCAUAUAAAGUUGCCAUGUUUCCAAUGGUAUGCUUGUUGGAUCCAUAUGAUGUCAUUAUGGUUGUUUUCCAAGGUCUCAAAGUUGCUACCUCAAAACUGGAAAACUGCCAGAAAAUGGCUAAGCCAGAAAACUGUUUUGUGAAGCCUACUUUGGAGCUCGAUUCAAGGAGAAUGGAUGGUAUUCAAGUCAAAAGGCUUCCACAAAAUGAAACUAGGUACGUUUGUGAACAAAGGGAAGGAAUUGGAUGAAGAAUGGGAGUUCGGGAAGGCCUCGAACGAAAGGCGCGAAGUUAGUAUGAAGUCACAAAAUUCUGCCUUUGUAAAAACAGAAUUGUUUUCCUUAUUCGGUUAGGAUUAGGUCCUUUUUGCUACUUUUUAGUUCUUAUUCGUAUUAGAUUGUAAUUAUGAGUUGCUUGUACGAAGGCCUAUUUAAACUCGUCUUUUGCAUUGUAAUCGUCAGACUUUGAUUAAUCGAAAAACAAACCUUUGGUUUUGUGCAAGUUGCGACUUGUUUGAGUUUGGUGGAUUCCAAACUUGUGAGCUUUGUAUCGAUUGAAUAUUCUCUUCAAUCGUGGUCGAACAGCUACCCUUUUAUACCAUACGAGCUUUCCCCAGGUGUGAAAUUGUCCGUUGGUUCCGUUUUAUCCCAAGUUCGUAUUAAGAGCGCUUCGUUCUUGAUUCGAGCUCAAUCGAUUCCUCGAUUGAGUUGUUUGCUGCGUUACUUUGAUAACAUACACCCCCCAGGGGCGUACUAAUACCCUUCUGUCAAUAUUUCCGUCAGUUGACCGUUAAAUGACAUACAAAAUGAUUAUAUUGCCCCUCUUUUUAACUUAUAAAAUAAAUAUUUUAAACAUAAAUAAACUAAUAAUUGAAUUUCUUUAUUUUUAGGAAUCCCAUCCUUUCAAUAUCUAUCGUCUCCAACUCUUCGUAUACCUUCACCAAUGUCCAUUUUUAUCUAUCGUCUCCAACUCUUCGUACCCCCCCCCCCCCCCCCACUCCUUCGCCAUCACCGACCAUCGUAGUUCACCAUUCUGGCAGCAACAACCUUUACCUCUAUUGAUCUAUUGCUCCUCUGCUCCGCCCAAUUCUUCUCCUAAACUAAGACCUAAGUGAUAGAGGAUUUAAAUUUUUACAUACAACCCUAACCGUAAACAAAGAAAAUAAAAAAAUUUAGGGUUUUCAGAAAACAUGUAAAGAUGAGAUGAAGGCAAGAGAAACACCUCUGGGAAUAGUUGUUGCCUCAACAUGAUAAACAUCCCGUCAUAGUUUCCUUUCACUACAAGAAGCAGACUUGCUGUUCCUUUCACUUUGGCUGCUGAUUUCCGAUUGAAUUCUCACACCAAACCCGGAGCUUAUCAAAACCGCAACAAUCCAAACCCUAAGUGUUCAAGCUCGAGUUCAUGGUAGGACAAAAAAAUUCUUUUGUUUCUCUCUCUCUCUCUCUCUCUACUGAUCGACGAAGGAGUAGUUGGGCCCUGAGUUUCUGAAGAUGAAGAUACAGGGUAUGUGCGAUGAAAGAAAUUGGAGGGGAGUGGUAGAAAUUGGGGAAAUUCAUAAACUAAUACUAAAUUAAAGAGUAAAAUAAUUAGUUUAUUUUUUAUAUUGAAAAAAUUAUAUCAUAAGUUAGAAAGAAGGGCAAUGUAGUCAUUUGGUAUGUCAUUUAACGGUCAACUAACGGAAAUAUUGACAGAAGGGUAUGUUUGUUAUGUUGCAAUAAUAAAAGGACACGAAAAUGAAAAAUAAUAAUAGAAGGGUAUGUUUGUUAACUUGCAAAAGUAGAGGAGCAUAAAAUGUUAUUAACCCAUUCUAAUACAUUAGUGGAAGAAAUAUAUCAAUUGUGAGAAUUUAAGACCCUAAGUACACCCUACCUCGGCCACGCAAGCAGAUGAUUCCGGUGCCGAUUGAUUUGAACAUGUAAGAGAUGGGGCUGCGUUUCAAUUUUAGGGUGUCAACUAAAACCCUAGUAAUAAAAACGCAAAACCCCUUUCUCUUCUAACCAGCCAGCGACAGUUGGGGGUGGGGGUUUAAGCUUAUCCCAAUCAUCAGACGCACUAACGUCAAUCAGCUGCCCGCUGGCUGGAGUAGGUUGAAUCCAGACGCAGUAGCUCAGAGAGAAGAAUGGUGGUUUCCGGCUUAGGAUUUGCCUGUGGACCUCGCAUGCCUCUCCGGCCACCUAUGUUCUACUGCGUUCGCAAAGCUAGAUAUGGUGCUGUUGCGGCAAUUGAGAUGCUUAAUGAACCCGAGGCCUCCGUCAAACGCAACAGUUACAGUUCGGGAGGCUCUGCUGCCUCAGGCAACGAAGUGAACGGAGGGAAAAAGACCCCAGCUUUUAAGAAGCUGAAUUCCGAGGACCUUGGAAUUAGCACUUCUAUGAUAGCAAAACCUACAAGGAGAGUUCUCAAUGCCCUCAAGAAAAAAGGGUAUGAGGUUUAUCUUGUUGGUGGGUGUGUUCGCGAUCUUAUCCUGAAGCGAACCCCAAAGGAUUUUGACAUAAUAACAUCAGCACAGCUUAAAGAGGUGGUAAGAGCCUUUUCAUGUUGCCAAAUAGUUGGCAAAAGGUUCCCCAUUUGUCAUGUACACAUUGAUGACACUAUCAUUGAGGUGUCAAGUUUUAGUACAACAGGAAGGACAGUUCAUGGCGUUUGGAACUCUAAAUUUUUGAACCCUGUUGACUGUGAGGAGAAAGAUUUUGUUCGUUGGGGAAAUUGCAUGCGGCGUGACUUCACAAUUAAUGGGUUGAUGUUUGAUCCAUAUGCAAGAAUUGUGUACGACUACUUGGGAGGUCUGGAAGAUAUUAGAAAGGCUAAAGUGCGCACUGUGAUUCCUGCUAGUGCUUCUUUUCAGGAAGACUGUGCUCGCAUUCUACGUGCAGUUAGGAUUGCUGCUCGCCUAGAAUUUAGAUUCUCUAAGGAAACAGCUCGCUAUGUUAAGAAUUUGUCUGGCUCAGUUUCAAGACUUGAUAAGACAAGGAUUAUGAUGGAAAUGAAUUACAUGCUAGCAUAUGGUUCGGCAGAAGCUUCUUUGCGCCUUUUAUGGAAAUUCGGGCUUCUUGAGAUACUCCUGCCUAUUCAGGCAUCAUACUUUGUUCAAAAUGGUUUUAGGAGACGUGAUACCAGAUCAAAUAUGCUGUUGUCAUUGUUUUCUCGCUUGGAUAAACUUGUUGCACCAGACAAACCAUGCCAUAGCAGCUUAUGGAUUGGAAUGUUGGCUUUUCAUAAAGCACUGUCUGACAACCCAAGGGAUCCCAUGGUAGUCGCCACCUUUUGCCUUGCCGUUCACAAUGGGGGAGAUACAUCAGAAGCAGUGAAGAUAGCAAAGAGGAUUACCAAGCCACAUGAUAAAAGCUAUCACGAAUUGUUAGAACCCCAGAUCCUAGAUUCACGUGCACUUGUCAAUGAGGUUAUGAAUCUUGCAGCAUCUGUUAAGCAGGAGUUAUCUCGAAUGACUGAUGAGUACUAUGUCUCCAAGGCCAUGGCUAAGUACCCUAAAGCUCCUUAUUCAGAUAUGGUGUUCAUCCCACUGGCCUUGUAUUUGAGAGUGCGGAGGAUCUUUGAGUGCGUAGGAGAAGGGAAGGAAAGGGGAUUCGUGGCCAAGCAAGGUAGAAAGAUAAAUCAUGAGUUGCUGAGCAUAGGGAGCUUGCAUGAAGUUCGGCAUACAUUCGCAAGAGUGGUCUUUGAUACUGUCUAUCCACUCAACCAAAAAUAUUAACUCAGUCAAUAGCCAUUCACAAGAGCGAUCUUCGAUUUAUUAAUUGUUAUAAUCCUGCUUCUGUUUAUUUAUUUUUGAAGAAUUUGUGUCGUGUACAUAUGUUCGAAGUUCGAACAGCCAACAGGUAAAACUUUCGCGUGUUAGAAUGUGCCUUCCUGUUUUUGUCUUCUACUGCUUGUACUAUUCGUUCAUACUUGGAAGUGGAAGUUGGGGGAGGGGGAGAUUCAACAGACAACAAUAAUAGAAAGCAGCAAUAAAUAAUCAGGGUAUCAAAAUUUAAUGAAUACCAGACCAACGUCGAUGAUAUCAUGACUUCUUAAACGGCUAGGGUUAAAUAAACCUAUCCCUUGAUU
Linum trigynum is the source of this 5172-nucleotide messenger RNA. Lineage: Eukaryota; Viridiplantae; Streptophyta; Magnoliopsida; Malpighiales; Linaceae. The record is from the annotation of a GenBank genome assembly.